Durusdinium trenchii is the source of this 734-nucleotide messenger RNA. Lineage: Eukaryota; Dinophyceae; Suessiales; Symbiodiniaceae. The record is from the annotation of a GenBank genome assembly.
CCUGAGACGAAAAUGUGUAGCCCUUUUGAGAAGGUAAGUAAGGCUGUGAUGCCCCUUGCUGACGAUUGCAGUCGUGGGCCAACUAGAAAUUUAGAGCAUGAUUGAGCCAAUUCUCCACAGUGGGCGCACGGCACGAGCAUUUGACGGAGAGUCAAAGCACCAUUUUGCUGUCUUUCGGCUCUGCUCUGCUCGGCUCUUGAUUGUUGUUUAGAUACCUACCGUGAGGGCAAUUUUGUUGGAAGCGUGCAACGAAAGCAGGUCAAGUAUGGUGUCCAAGAAGGCUCGUGCGGCUGCAGCAUGCGCUGGUUUGGGAGGGCUGGCUUUUGUGGCAACGCCAGGCGGUUCCGUUGCUCGCCGUGCUCCUGCAGAGAUCAAUGCAGCUGGCAAGGCGCCUGUUGCUGACAACAGCAGCAGCGCUUUCACUGUGGGUGCAGCUGCUGUAACAGCUGCUGGGGCAGUGGCUGCCUCCAUGCGAAGAAAGUAUCGCCCAUCCAAAGUCGCUGCACGUGCUGAAGUUGCACCAGGUGAGAAGGUUGUUGGAAUUGACUUGGGCACAACCAACUCCGCUGUGGCUGCCAUGGAGGCUGGGACUCCCACCGUGAUCCCCAACGCAGAGGGAGCCCGAACUACGCCCAGCGUAGUGGCCUACUCCAAGAGCGGUGAGCUUUUGGUUGGGCAGAUUGCAAAGCGCCAGGAGGGGGCUGUGGUGAACCCUGAGAACACCUUUUACUCGG